UCGGGCGCUGUGGACUCGAGCCCUCGAGGCAGUGUCCCUUGUGCUUGGCAGUAGCCUGUUUCCCGGUCACCGCCGUCCCAGCCGGCUCGCUGCCCGCCGCCAUUAUGAACAUCCGCAAUGCUCGGCCGGACGACCUGAUGAACAUGCAGCACUGCAACCUCCUUUGCCUUCCCGAGAACUACCAGAUGAAAUACUAUUUCUACCACGGCCUUUCCUGGCCCCAGCUCUCUUAUAUCGCUGAGGACGAGGACGGGAAGAUCGUGGGCUACGUCCUGGCCAAAAUGGAGGAGGACCCAGACGACGUCCCCCACGGACAUAUCACCUCACUGGCCGUGAAGCGUUCUCACCGGCGCCUCGGCCUGGCCCAGAAGCUGAUGGACCAGGCCUCCCGGGCCAUGAUAGAGAACUUUAGCGCCAAGUACGUGUCCCUGCACGUCAGGAAGAGUAACCGGGCAGCCUUGCACCUCUAUUCUAACACCCUCAACUUUCAGGUCAGUGAGGUGGAACCCAAAUACUAUGCAGAUGGGGAAGAUGCUUAUGCUAUGAAGCGGGACCUCGUGCAGAUGGCAGAGGAGCUCAGAAGGCAGCUGGAGCUGAAGAAGGGCGGGUAUGUGGUGCUGGGCUCUAGGGAGAACCAGGAGACCCCGGGCAGCACACGUCCUGGUUCCGAAGAGGCCUGUCAGAAGGAGAAGAUCCAGGCCGCUGACGAUAGUGGGAGUGACAACAAGGAACCCAGCGAGUCCCCGGAGAGCACCGAUGUCCAGGACAGCUCAGAAGACUCUGAUUCCACCUCCUAGAGCCUGCUUAAGCCUUGCAGGUCCUCGGGUCUCAGGCGCAUCUGCCCCCUGAGCCCUGGCUUAGCCAGUCUACUCUGCAGCAUCAGCUCUGGGGUCAUUUCACGGUGACCCCGAUGGCUUCUCACUCUCAACUCUCAACAACAACCUUCCACAUACCCUCCUGGGAUCAUGAAGAAAUACCUGGACACGAGAGCCUGCUGCAAAGGAGCCAGGGAAGUUUCAGGCCUGCCAUCACAGAACCUUCUUUGGCCUACUUACACCAUGUCGCCAUUUUAUUCUGUUUGUAGUAGUCCUAAGUUGAAUGUGAUUGUCUUGAAAGGGUUGUCUCUUCCUAGAAUGCCAAACAGGAAGCAGGACAAACUCCUGAAGCUCCUCUGCUUUCAGUUUUUGCCAUUAUUUAUCUGAGUUUUCAUCCGUAGGGGGUAGUCAGGACCAUCAAGUCAGACCUCAUGCCCCCUGCCUCUUCCUUCUUCCUCUUUUCUGGUAGAAGUAUUUUGUUGCCUCUUCCUUCCCCUGGGAACUCAUCCUCUGUCAUAUCCUCCCCUUUCUUGAGGAGUUAUUCUUUUCCUUCCCAGUGGGAGAAAGUGGUGAGUAAGGGCUUCUACUAUGCAAUCAGAACUUGGAGAUUUUAAGAAAAGGACAACUGGUAGUUAAAUUAGAUCUAAUUAGAUGUAAUAGUUAAAUUAGAUCUAAUCUGCUUGUUUGUGUAAAUUUGUUUUUUAUCUUUUUGUAAUGAUAUAACUUGCCAUUUAUUGAGUACUUAUAAUGCUCAGGCACAAUGCUAGGGACUUUAUUAAUAAUAUAUUUAAUCCCUCUCAGCAACCGUAGGAGGUGGGUAUUAUUAUCCCUGUUUUAUAGAUGAGGAAACUGAAGCUCAAAGAAGGGAAGUAAAUAUCUACGAUCUGAAUCCAAGUCUAUUUGAAUUCAAAGCUGAAGUUCCUUUCACUUUCCUACUGAUACUCUUUGCAUUUUAUUUAUAAAAGUGUGAAAACUAUAGCAAAAAAGGAGAAUCUACUGUUUUAAAAUGUUGUGUUGACUUAAUACAUGGCAGCCAAAUAUCGUUUGUAAAUAUUUAUAUAACCCAGCAUUAUAAUUCCAUUUACUAUUUUUCUCCAGUAAAAAUAAGUGAAGACAAAGUGCUUUGACCUCUGUAGUAGAAGUCACCAGAUAAAUUUAGAGUUAUCAUUACUUAAUGUUGUUUUUAUAUACACUGAAUGUGAAUUACCAUAGUAUAUAACAUUUCUUGUGUUUAAAUUUUUCUGAAAACUAGUGUAUAUGGUUUUAAGGCAAAGCCCUGACAUUAACCAUCUGAUGACAAGAGAUAAAUCUGUUCUCUGUAAUCAUAAUCAGCCCUGCUAAGCACUUCUUACAAAUCUACCCCAAUGCACUCUAAGAAUGCCUACCUAAUAGGAAGUGAUUGCCUGAGGCUGAUAUAAAAGUUUUUUUCCUACACAAUAAGGAUUUCCAUUUCCUGUGCCAGUACAAACCUCUCAUCUAUCUUUCCAUCUUUCCCUUUUUUCUUUUUAAUUUUCUCUUCCAACUCGAAAACUAUUUUAUUCCUUCCCCUCAAGCAUGUGUUUAUCUCUUUAUUUUUAAAUAUUACAGCUUUCUAACAUCUGUCUCUAGGGCAGCAUAAUCUUACUGAUGAAAUAUUCCAUGUUUUCCUUGAGCCCUUGUCAAUAUGUCUUCGUGUUAACAGCUUAGCAGAUGGAGAAACAGAAGGAGUAGCCUCAGCUUACCUGAAUGAUUUCUCCCCAGCACCAGACACAUUACUGUCUCUAGUAACUUGAUGAUAGGAAUUGGAGGAAUUGGAAAAUAAGAAAUGAUACCUGACUUUUGCAGUGUUAAUUACUAAAACUAUUGGCCGCUUUUCUUUGUUGUUGUUAUAUCCUUUUUCCCAGGCUCAUACCAGGAGAAGGCAGAAUUAUAGCAACCUCCUAGUUGGGACUGUGCCUGUUUAGAUAAUGAAAGUAAAAUAAGCAAUAAUACUAAUAUUGCUUUGGGCAUAAAUUAGCAUGUUCCCAAGUGGUUCCAGGGUAAUAAUGGUGAUUUAGCAGCAGCAGUGGCUUUCUAGAACACUGAAAUUGUGGGAGCCUAUGAUACUGCUUUUUGUAAUAGCAUUGUUCUUUUUACAUAGGACAAAUUAUUGUUUUUUUUUUAAUGGACUGACUGCUUUUUACUUAAGUACAUUCCUAGAGAGGCCAAAGCAAGGCUUUGAAGCGAGGAUGUAGAACAGUUCAUGGUGAAUGCCUUUGUACUAGCUAUAGAGAAUGACGCUCAUGCCCUCCUUUACUUCUAGCUUUAAAGAAACUACUGGGUGGGCUCUGGUCUGCCAACAAAUUUUUCAGAAAUAUUAAUCAUCAAGAUGCAAGGUUUUCUUUGGCUAAACAAGAGAAACUUGUGAAUGAAGCCUGUGAGUUACCUAGUUAGAAUCUGUGUGAUUUUUCCUUUGCAGAUAAGAACAAGGGGCAAGAGAUGAUCAUCUAAAAUAAAAAUAAUGGGGUGCAUGGAUGUGUGGGAGAAGUAGUGCUGGAAGUCGGUCCAAAGCUGGGAAAAUUUGGAAAGGAUCAGGACUCUGAAAUAGGUGAAAGGAAGUUUUCUCAAAUUUUUACGUGCACAUGAGUCAUCUGGGGGAUCAUGUUAAAAAUGCAGAUUUUGUGUCAGUAGGUCUGGGGUGGGGCCUGAGUGUCUGCAUUUCUAACUAGUUCCUAGACAAUGUUGUUGGUCUAGGCAUCACACUUUGACUAGUAAGAGUCUUAAAGCUCAUCUCCAACCCUGGAACUGCAGUUGAGAAUACCUGUGACUAGCCUUUAGGUCAGUUUGGAUUAGACCCUCAAUAAUUCAAAAUCCUAUUCUUAAAUACACACUUACACAAAUCCUGUUUGUCUUUGGACUUUUGUCACAUGAAGUCGAUGACCAAAUAAUUUCAAUAAAAAUUCCAGAUAUAUUUCAUCAAAAUGUGUACAAAGAAAUUUAUAUAUACAUUAUAUGAAAUGUAUUGAUAAUAAUCGACAUUACAUCUUCUAUUAUAUUAGAAUGCUUUGAUAUGUUAAUAUUUCCUCAUCUUUGACUUGGAAACCAGUGAAUAGUAU
Molecule: messenger RNA, 3889 nt
Organism: Diceros bicornis minor
Lineage: Eukaryota; Metazoa; Chordata; Mammalia; Perissodactyla; Rhinocerotidae
Gene: NAA11
Product: N-alpha-acetyltransferase 11, NatA catalytic subunit
Exons: 2
Coding region: 105-797 (230 amino acids)
Biological process (GO): N-terminal peptidyl-glutamic acid acetylation
Cellular component (GO): NatA complex
Molecular function (GO): protein-N-terminal-glutamate acetyltransferase activity; protein N-terminal-serine acetyltransferase activity
Source: RefSeq, a predicted model, not a curated record